Messenger RNA from Rhincodon typus (whale shark), 2093 nucleotides. RefSeq names its product RNA-binding protein 39-like. Gene Ontology annotation, molecular function: RNA binding. The transcript is spliced from 8 exons. Gene Ontology annotation, cellular component: nucleus. Gene Ontology annotation, biological process: mRNA processing. NCBI's taxonomy places the organism in Eukaryota, Metazoa, Chordata, Chondrichthyes, Orectolobiformes, Rhincodontidae. The record is from RefSeq and is a predicted model, not a curated record. Bases 414 to 1136 code for a protein of 240 amino acids.
CUACUUUUUUUGGAAAUCUAAAUUGUGCAAGGAAAAUUGUGUUGAGCUGUGUAUGUAUGCAAAUGAAUUGUUCCUGUAACUGAUAUCCUGAUGUAAUCACAUUAUGUCCAGAGAUUCAGUAGGGAAAUACGAUGGGGCUAAUAUGUUACCUAGGGGAUGUCAAAUAGUUGUGGAAGUAUUAGUACAAUCCUACUUGAUGAAGAAGUAUGUCUUAUGCAACUUUUUUAAAACAUCAUUUUGUACCUGUGUGUUGCAGAUUCUCCUGUGUUGUUGACAAAGGAGGGCUGAUUUUCUACGGACUGCUAACAAACCCCUCAAAAAAAAAUCUACAAUAUUUUAUGUCCCUAUAUUUGAAGAAUGGAGCCCUAAUUGUUGCUACGGCUUCACUGCAAAAUCUGUGACAAUCAGAAAAGAUGGCAGAUGACUUGGAUAUUGAAGCAAUGCUGGAAGCACCAUACAGGAAGGAGGAUGAGAACAAAUCGAGCAAAGCCAAUGGACAAGAGGAGCGCAGUAAAAAGAAAAAGAAGAGUCGAAGUCGAAGUCACAGUCGUGAAAGGAAAAGAAGUAGAAGCAAAGAGCGCAGGCGCAGCAAAGAGCGAGACAGGAGGAGAAGCAGGAGCAGGGAGAGAAAGAGCAGCAAGAGUAGAGAACAUCGUCGCAGCCGGAGCAAAGACCGCCGGAGAGUAGAACGAGGCCGCUAUAGGAGCCCAUUUUCUGGUCCAAAAUUCAGCAGUGGUAGCAGCAGCAGAGGGAAGAUUGGCAUGCAACCCGGUAUCAAAAUAAGUCGAAGGCGCUCCCGAAGCAGAAGCCCACAUAAAAAGGAUAAAAGUCCAAUAAGGGAGCCAAUCGAUAACAUUUCUCCUGAAGAAAGAGAUGCCCGAACGGUGUUCUGUAUGCAACUUGCAGCACGAAUUCGACCAAGAGACUUAGAGGAAUUCUUUUCAUCUGUGGGAAAGGUUCGAGACGUCAGAAUGAUAUCAGAUAGGAACUCGAGGCGUUCAAAAGGAAUUGCUUAUGUGGAAUUUGUCGAUGUGAGCUCUGUUCCACUCGCCAUUGGUUUGACUGGGCAGAAGCUGCUCGGUGUGCCAAUUAUUGUUCAGGCUUCACAGGUGAGGGAAUUUUAUCUCGGUUUCUAAUCUGAAGAUUAUAUUAUGUGAAUAGCUGAAUUCUAAGUUUUUUUCUAAUCAACCUGUUCAUAGAUGUUAUGUGACAGGCCUCCUGACCUAGAGAUAGAGGCACCACCACAAGAGCCCACAGCUGAAUUCUGUUUACAACUAACCCUUCUGCACUUGGGUGACCUCUUACUCUGCAACACCCUUGAAUGUCCUGUUGGGAUAAUCCAGCCUCCAGUUUCUCUAAUUUGGGUUUGGCGCACUUCGGUGAUUCAAGACAGCCUAAUUUGAAGUCGUAAAUGUUUAUUGAUUGUAUCAAUUUACCUUGAUUCCCUCUUGCAAGCUUUGGCAUGAUUAAACUCACGGUUCUCCUACAAUGCUUACUUUUAUUGAACUCUGUCAUACUUCAACAGAGUCAGUUUGACAAGUGCUUUGUUUCCUGCUCUCACACCCCAACAUAGUCAGGCAUCAACUGUUGCUGAGAUAGCGUCAAUACCAUUGUCACUAAUGGCGUAACUUACAGUCCAUUCACUGUUCUGCAAGUGUCCUGUAUCGAGCUCCACCCCAUCCUAACCUUUGUUGACCUAUAUUGGUUCUCUGUCCUGUUUCAUUAUUCUCAUCUCAAGGUUUUUAUUCUGCUUGAAUCAUUAGUUUCAGACUAAAUAACCUGCAGUUUCUCUGAUACGUACUCCACCAUUACUACUUCAGUGGUCUAGAUAUUGUAGGAUGCUGUCCCGAAAAUAUGUCUGCCUCUUCAAGUCUAGCUGUUACCUUGAUCGAUGCCACAGACCAGAAGGAAGAACUAUUUGAUUUCAUUAUGCCCCUAUAAAAUUCAGUGGGACCCUUUUCUGCACAAGGUGUUAAUUGGGUAUGUGUAAUUAUCUCAUUUCAAUUAGUAACAUUGGAUAUAUUAUUAUGAAGUUGGGAGAAUUUUGUGGAAGUUUUUCUUAAGAGAUUCAGUGGACAGGACGUACGACAGAC